Messenger RNA from Megalops cyprinoides (Indo-Pacific tarpon), 3720 nucleotides. It is a transcript of the gene smc1b, whose product is annotated as structural maintenance of chromosomes 1B. Gene Ontology annotation, cellular component: nucleus; cohesin complex; chromosome. The coding region runs from base 1 to 3720 and encodes 1239 amino acids. Gene Ontology annotation, molecular function: protein binding; ATP binding; ATP hydrolysis activity. The transcript is spliced from 25 exons. Gene Ontology annotation, biological process: sister chromatid cohesion. The record is from RefSeq and is a predicted model, not a curated record. NCBI's taxonomy places the organism in Eukaryota, Metazoa, Chordata, Actinopteri, Elopiformes, Megalopidae.
AUGGGCUUCCUCAGGCAGUUAGACGUGGAGAACUUUAAGUCGUGGCGCGGAAAGCAGGUGAUCGGGCCGUUCAAGCGCUUCAACUGCGUCAUCGGCACCAACGGCUCGGGGAAGUCGAACGUGAUGGACGCGCUGAGCUUCGUGAUGGGGGACCGGGCGGCGAACCUGCGGGUCCGGCACACCCGCGACCUGAUCCACGGAGCCCACAUCGGCCGGCCGGCGGCCGCCGCGGCCAGCGUCACCAUGCGCUACUGCGAGGACAGCGGCGAGGAGCGGGCGUUCAGCCGCACCAUCGCCGGCGGAACGUCCUCUGAGUACCGCAUCAACGGCGAGCAGGUGACCCUCGCCAAGUACACGGCGGAGCUGGAGAAGAUCGGCAUCGUGGUCAAAGCCAGGAACUGCCUGGUGUUUCAGGGGGCCGUGGAGUCCAUCGCCAUGAUGAACCCCAGGGAGAGGACCCGCAUGCUGGAGCGCAUCAGCGGCUCUCUCGAGCUGGCGGAGGAGUACGACAGGAAGAAGGAGGCGCAGCAGCGGGCCAAGGAGGACACGCAGUUCCACUUCAACAAGAAGAAGACGGCCACCGCCGAGAAGAAGCAGGUGUCCCUGGAGAAGGCAGAGGCUGUGAGGUACCAGGCGCUGGUGGAUGAGCUGGCCGGUCACAGGCUGCAGCUGAGCCUGUGCCAGCUGUUCCAUAAGGAGCGGGGCAUCGGGGCGCUGACGCGGACCCUGCAGGAGCAGCAGGCCCUGGUGGCGGGGAAGAGGAGCACGGUGGAGGCACUGGAGGGGGAGGUCAAGGGCCAGAAGAAGGCGCAUGGAGGCCUGUCCCGCCAGCUGCAGCACAUCGACAAGGAAAUCCAGGCUCAGGAGAAGGUCCUGGGGCAGCAGCGGCCGCAGUACAUCAAGGCGAAGGUGAACAGGACGCACCACGAGCGCAAGGCGGAGGAGGCGCGGGCCGCGCUGCAGAAGGGCGUGGCACAGCAGCACAGGAAGGAGCGGGAGCUGCAGGAGCUGCGCAGGGAGCUGCAGGAGCUGGAGCACGCCUGGAGCAGCUUCCAGAGGGAGGUGGAGGAGGAGAGAGCGGCGCGGGGCGGGGACGUGCAGCUGGAGGAGGCGCAGCUGGAGCGUUACAGAGAGCUGAAGGAGUUGGCCAGGAAGCAGGGUGCCAUUCUGAGGCAGCAGGCAGAGAAACUUCGCUGGGAUGUCAAGGCAGACAACGAGAAGCUGGAGUUUGACCAGAGAAGGAAGAAGGAAGUGGAGGGGAACAUCAAGCACGCACAGACUCAGCUGGAUGGCUACAGCAGGAGAGCCGAGAAGCUGGAGGAGUACACCCUCUCCUGCAGGGCGGCGCUGGAGCGGCACCAGCAGCAGGAGGAGGGCCUGGUGCAGGAGCUGGAGCAGGGGCGCGUGCGCUCGGAGGAGGUGAACCAGGAGCUGGGCCAGGUGCUGGCGGAGCUGCAGAAUGCCCGGCUGGACAGCCAGGAGAGCCGCCGGCAGCAGCGGCGCGAGGAGGUGCUGGAGAGCCUGAAGAGGCUGUACCCCGAAACCCUGUUUGGCCGCCUGGUGGACCUCUGCCACCCCAUCCAUAAGAAGUACCAGCUUGCUGUGACUAAGGUGUUUGGCCGCUACAUGAACGCCAUCGUGGUCUCGUCAGAGAAGGUGGCGCGUGACUGCAUCAGGUUUCUGAAGGAGCAGAGGGCCGAGCCAGAAACUUUCCUGCCUAUUGACUACCUGGAGGUGAGCCCGUUGGUGGAGCGGCUGCGGCAGCUGCGGGGGGCGAAGCUGGUGCUGGACGUGGUGCAGUGUGCCUCCGGCGUGCCGCAGCUGCGGGAGGUGCUGCAGUUCGUCUGCGGGAACGCCCUCGUCUGCGAGACGUUGAAGGAGGCGCAGCACAUGGCUUUCGAAGGAGCCGAGCGCCACAAAGUGGUGGCUCUGGACGGUACCAUGUUCUCGAAGUCGGGGGAGAUCUCGGGGGGCUCGGCUAACCUGCGCAGCAAAGCACGUCGCUGGGAUGAGAAGGAGAUGAGCGCGCUGAAGGAGCGUAGGGACCAGCUGACGGCCGAGCUGCGCGGGCUGGUGAAGGUGAAGCGGAAGGAGGUGGAGCUGAAGCAGGUGCAGGCGCAGAUGCAGGGGGUGCACACCCGCAUGAAGUACACCAACAGCGAGGUGGAAACCAUCCGCAAGAAGGACAUCCCUGCAUGUCAGGCGGAGCUGUCCAGGCUGCAGAGUGAGCUCACCAAUCUGGACUCCCUUAUUGAAAUGCAGAGACAGAGUGUGGAGGUGAAGGAGGCCAGAAUGAAGGAGAUCCGGGACAGUGUGAAUAAGCUUGAGGACACGGUGUUCAGCGAUUUCUGCGCUGAGAUCGGGGUGGAAAACAUCCGGCAGUACGAGCAGGAGCACCUCAAACAGCAGGAGGAGCUGGACAGGAGGCGCCUGCAGCUGGAGACUCAGAGGACCAGGCUGAGCACCCAGCUGGAGUAUGAGCAGUCCCAGCUAGAGCAGCAGAGGAACAGGGGCUGGAAGUGGGAGGAGACCAUCCUCAAGGAAGAGAACAAAGUGGCUGACCAAAAAAAGGAGGAGGAGAAGCUACUGAAGGCUGUGGAUGAGACCCUGGCGAAGAUGCAGGACCUCAGAAACCAGCAGCUGGCCAAGAAGAGCCAGGUGGCCGACGCCAAGGCCGAGCUGGACAGGAAGGUGAAGGGCCUUCAGGAGAGGUCCAGGGAACUGGUGAAGUUGCAGAAGGAGGUCAUCUCCACGGAGACGGCUCUGGAGCAGAGGAGGAUGGAGAGACACAACCUGCUACUGGGCUGUAAGGUCCAGAGCCUGCCUGUCGCUCUGCUGUCCGGCUCCCUGGAGCAGAUCAGCGAGGUGCAGCUGGAUGGAGACUCUCUGAGCACCGCUGCCACUCUGGACAUCUAUGAGCGAGAGGAGCAGAUGCAGAUCGACUACAGUGCCUUGGGACCAGAAGUCAGGGAGCUGGAGGCAGAGGAGGAGGUGGAGGCGGAGGUGGAGAAGCUGCGGGGGGAGGUGUCUUCUCUGGAGGCGGAGCUGCAACGCACCACCGCCCCCAACCUCAAAUCCCUGGAGAAGAUGAGGGAGGUGAAGGACAUGUUCCAGGAAGUGGUGGAUGCCUUUGAGGCCAGCACCAGACUGGCCCGCAGAUGCACCCAGGAGUUUGAGCAGGUGAAGGCCAAGCGCUUCCGGCUCUUCAGCCAGUGUUUCGAGCACGUCUCCGUCAUCAUCGACCAGAUCUACAAAGAGCUGUGCAGGAACAGCAGCGCGCAGGCCAUCCUCGCAGCAGAGAACCCGGAUGAGCCCUACCUGGGUGGGAUUAACUACAACUGCGUGGCUCCAGGCAAGCGCUUCAUGGCCAUGGACAACCUGUCUGGGGGAGAGAAGUCCAUCGCAGCGCUGGCCCUGGUGUUCGCCAUUCACAGCUUUCGACCUGCCCCUUUCCUGGUUAUGGACGAGGUUGAUGCAGCCUUGGACAACACCAACAUCGGCAAGGUGACCAGCUACAUCAGAGAGAAGUCUCGAGAGCACUUCCAGAUCAUCGUCAUCUCUCUGAAGGAGGAGUUCUAUUCCAGGGCCGACGCUCUGCUUGGAGUUUACUCAGAGUUCAAUGAGUGCAUGGUCAGCCGCCUCCUCACCCUGGACCUCCGGCCCUAUCCUCUGAAGGAAGGGAACGAGAGAGAGGAAGGAGAGAGAGAGGAGCAGAAGUGA